AUGGCGCCAGUCGCCUCGGCGCUGCUCUCAAACAAUGGACAACCACUCCAGGGCCAAUACCCUUCAUAUGGGCAACAACAACAACCUUAUGGGCAGCAUCCACCACAGCAAUCAUCAUCUCAGUGGACGCAGCCCCCUCAUGGACAACAGAAACCUUAUGGUUAUGGUCAAACGUCAUUCCAACAGCCGCCUCAUGGGCAGCAGCAGCAAUAUUACGAACAACAGCAGCCAUAUGGACAGCAACCGCCGUAUGGACAACAGCCACCGCAUGGUCAACAGCCACAGUCACAGUAUGGCCAACAACAACAGCAGCUUCAUUAUGGACAGCAACAACCCUAUGGACACCAGCCACAGUCACAGUAUGGACAACAGCUACCACAUGGUCAACAGCCACAGUCACAGUAUGGCCAACAACAACAACAGCUUCAUUAUGGACAGCAACAACCCUAUGGCCAACAGCAAUCCUACGUACAAGCUCCCUAUCAGCAACAGGGCUACGGUGCUGGAUAUGCCCAAAAUGCACAGAACCCCGGGUACAAUGUCCCUCCCUGCCAACCGCCACCGCUCCAGCAGCCUGUUGGCCCAGCCUUUGAAGCCUUCAAAAGAAUCCUACACCAAACGAUACAAGAACGGAAUCUAGCGUCAUUCUACCCGUUCCCUUCACCGGUUGUCGACGACCUUGCAUGCCGAGCCUCGCAACAAGUAGGUCAGCUGUGCCAGAAAUGGCGUCUCCCAUGGGAGAUCGGUAGCGACUUGGCGAAGCUGGGCCUGUAUGAUGUCGUCCUAUAUGUUGAUGACUCGGGAUCUAUGCGAUUUGAAGAGAAUGGCGAACGCAUCAAGUAUCUCCAAUCAAUCCUACAGCGUGUAACGUACGCUGCCACCCUUUUCGACAACGACGGAAUAUCAGUGCGGUUCAUGAACAGCACCCCUCCAACGCACCUCAUCAAUGGCAUCCGCGAUGAUCGGCAAGUCGAAACUCUCAUGCAGUCCUUGCAGUACAAGGGCCUGACCCCUAUGGGUACGGAGCUGAGAAAUAAAGUCAUUAACCCGCUGGUCGUCGGCAAAGCGCGCUCGGGAGAGCUGCGGAAACCAGUCUUGGUGGUUGUGCUAACGGAUGGACAACCAUCGGGCGAGCCGGAUAGCGCCAUCUUCGACACCAUCAGGUACACGAACGCGCAACUGCAACAGAGCCGGUACGGUGCCGGUGCCGUGGCGUUCCAGAUUGCCCAGGUCGGGAACGACCAGGAAGCCAGGUCCUUCCUGGCAAAGAUAGAUAGAGACCCGGUCAUUGGUGCUCUCGUGGAUUGCACAAGCAAUUACGAGAAUGAAUCUGCCGAGAUGGCUCAAUCGAAUCCUCCGGUCGACCUUACCCCCGAACUUUGGCUCGUCAAGCUUCUCCUGGGUGCCAUUGAUCACUCCUAUGACCGAAAGGAUGAAAAGGGUCAGACGUUCGCAUGA
Molecule: messenger RNA, 1458 nt
Organism: Clonostachys solani
Lineage: Eukaryota; Fungi; Ascomycota; Sordariomycetes; Hypocreales; Bionectriaceae
Source: the annotation of a GenBank genome assembly